GGCACUGGCAAGUCCACCCUGGCUCUGCAGCUAGGCCAGCGGCUCGGCGGCGAGAUCGUCAGCGCGGACUCCAUGCAGGUGAUUCACUCAAGAACAAGAGAAGAUAACAAGUUCAUUUUCUGGCAUGUCCAGUUUCUGGGGCCUGUGUGGGGUGAUGAUGGUGAUCAAUAAUGAAGGUGUGGCUACACAUGCUAAGGCAUGCAUGGAGGUGGGAAGACAGUGUGCAGGAUUCAGUUUCUCUUCCACCGUGUGGAUCCUGGGGAUGAAACUUGGCUGUCAGGCAUGGUGGCAAGAGCCUUCAGCUGCUGAGCCCUUUCACAGCCCUCAGUAGUCACUUGACAGCUUGGCGGCAUUACAUACGUUCACAUCUUCCUGUGACCACCACCACCACCACCAGAAUGUUCCUUCCAGUACAUUCCUGACUUUUCAGAACCGAAGCUCUGCCGUACGCUGAAAGAAAGCCCGUCUCCACGGCGGUGUCUGCUGCCAGGUGUCCUGUGUCUAUGAAGGGCUAGACAUCAUCACCAAUAAGGUUUCUGCCCGAGAGCAGAAGAUGUGCCAGCACCACAUGAUCAGCUUUGUGGACCCACUCGUGACCAGCUACACCGUGGUGGACUUCAGGAACAGAGCAGCUGCCCUGAUUGAAGAUAUUUUUGCUCGAGACAAAAUUCCCAUUGUUGUGGGAGGAACGAAUUAUUAUAUUGAGUCUCUGCUCUGGAAAGUUCUUGUGAAUACCAAGCCUCAGGAUGUGGGCACCGGGAAAGCGGUUAACCGGAAAGUAGAGCUUGAAAAGGAAGAUGGUCAUGAACUCCAUAGACGGCUAAGCCAGGUGGACCCAGAAAUGGCUGCCAAGCUACACCCACAUGACAAACGCAAGGUGGCCAGGAGCUUGCAAGUGUUUGAAGAAACAGGAAUCUCUCACAGUGAAUUCCUUCACCGUCAACAUGCAGAGGAAGGUGGUGGUCCACUAGGAGGACCCCUCAAGUAUCCUAACCCAUGCAUCCUCUGGCUUCAUGCUGACCAGUCAGUUCUAGAUGAACGCUUGGAUAAGAGAGUGGAUGACAUGCUUGCUGCCGGACUCUUGGAAGAGCUCCGAGAUUUUCACAGACGCUAUAAUCUGAAGAACUCUUCAGAAAAUAGCCAGGACUAUCAACAUGGUAUCUUCCAGUCAAUUGGCUUCAAGGAAUUUCACGAGUACCUGAUCACUGAGGGAAAAUGCACACCAGAGACUAGUAACCAGCUUCUAAAGAAAGGAGUUGAGGCCCUGAAACAAGUAACUAAGAGAUAUGCCCGGAAACAGAACAGAUGGGUUAGAAACCGCUUUCUGAGCCGACCUGGUCCCAGUGUCCCCCCAGUAUAUGGCUUAGAAGUGGCUGAUGUUUCCAGGUGGGAGGAGUCUGUUCUGGAACCUGCUCUCAGUAUUGUACAAAGUUUCAUCCAGGGCCACAAACCUGCAGCUACUCCAAUGACGAUGCCAUACGAUGAAACGGAGAACAAGAGAAGUUACCACAUGUGUGACCUUUGUGACCGGAUCAUCAUUGGGGACCGGGAAUGGGCAGCACAUAUAAAAUCCAAAUCUCACUUACACCAACUGAAGAAAAGAAGAAAGUUGGACUCAGAUGCUGUCAGUGCCAUAGAAAGCCAAAGCAGUUCCCCAGACUGUGACCCGGAACUUGGAGAGGGGAGUCCCCCAGGCAUCAUGAGCAAGAGCUGAAGGCCAGUAUUUGAGAGACAUGCCUAGUGGCAUUUGCAGAGAUGUGAGGAUCAAGUCCAGGAGGGGGGAGUGUUGGUCUCCCACGCCUGUGCUGAGGGACACUGGGCAGAAGGCCCCACCAUCUUUUCUUCAUUCUGUGGUGUGGUCUGCAGUGGAAACAGCAGGCCUUUCAGCCCCCUGUGUGUCUGUUGUGUCUGGUAAUGAUGUAGUUCAGGGUGGGAUAUUUUUUUUUCUUUGAACCUUAAAGGUUUUAUUUUAGAAAGAGGCACAGAUUGCACAUUUUCUACUUGAGGAUCUUUUUUAGUGGUGAAUACAAGAUUCAGUACAUCCUUUAAAAGAGAGUUCUUGUCCCUAGCACUGGCUAAAAAUAUCUCAUUUCCAGAUGCUUUUGUAGAUGACUGAAGUAUUGUAAGGCACAGUUAGGAGUUCUGGACUUGAGAACGGCAGGAAGGAGCAGCCCAGGGAGAUGAUUAAGCAAGCUGUCCCAGCUCUGUGAAGCCACAGAAGAGGGGGUCAGGCCAAGGUGGUUGUGACCUGGGUCCUGAAGACUAAAGAAAGAAUCUGAGUCUGCUGAGCUGCUCCUGUGCAUAAUGGCUGUCAUCGUCGCUGUCCUUCUGGGGUAGAAAUCUAAAUAUUCUUUUGAAAUGUAAAUAAAAAGGUUUGUAAAAAGCCCUCUAGUCUGUACACAG
Psammomys obesus (fat sand rat) is the source of this 2403-nucleotide messenger RNA. It is a transcript of the gene Trit1, whose product is annotated as tRNA isopentenyltransferase 1. The transcript is spliced from 13 exons. Gene Ontology annotation, molecular function: tRNA dimethylallyltransferase activity; ATP binding. The coding region runs from base 554 to 1714 and encodes 386 amino acids. Gene Ontology annotation, biological process: tRNA modification. The record is from RefSeq and is a predicted model, not a curated record. Lineage: Eukaryota; Metazoa; Chordata; Mammalia; Rodentia; Muridae. Gene Ontology annotation, cellular component: mitochondrion.